UAUCAGCAGCACACGUCAUGGUCAGGGUUAACAGCAACACACACAGCACAAUCAGGGAACAACUAACAGGAGCACACAGCAUGGUCAGGUAAAACUAACAAGCGCACAGUAUGGUCUCGGACUAACCACAGCACACUCCGGUAACUAACAGGAGCACACUGCACAAUCAAGGAACAACAGCAGAACACCACACAAUCACAGGGAUCAACUAGCAGAAACACACAGCAAGUUGGGGGUCUUACAGGAGCACACAGCAUGGCAAGUUCGCAGCACACUCACUAAUAUGGACUAGCAGCAGCAUAGAGCACUAUCAGGGACGCAGCACUGCCCCUUACAGCAUCUCUGUCGCCAUACUGAUGAUCUGACUCCUCUCACCAACCCUGACUACACGGCCAGCAGCAGCCGCCUCUCCUCCCCUGUGUGAGUGUGUCGCUCCCAGAGUGCCAGACUCCAGCACAACACGAGAUCUCGGGGCACUCUCGCGAUGUCAGAUCGCCGCCGGAAACAGGCAGCAGCCUGAGCGAUGCUGAGUCGUCAACAACAACAAUAACAAGAGGAUCUGCUUCCAGACUGCCGGCCGGACUCUUCCCUGUUUCUAAAUGAGCAGACCAAAGUGCAAAGCAGGGAGCAGAGGAACAUAGAGCAGUCAUCAUGAAGUUGUAUGUAUUUCUGGUGAACACUGGAAUCACCCUUACAUUUGACACAGAGCUUGCAGUUCAAACGGUGACUGAUCUUAAGCAUGCUAUCCAGUCUAAGUAUAAGAUCGCUGUUCAUCACCAGAUACUUGUCGUAAAUGGAGGAGAAUGUAUGGCACCUGACAGGAGGGUCUGUAGUUACAGUGCUGGUACUGACACCAAUCCAAUAUUCCUGUUCAACAAAGAGAUGAUAUUGUGUGAGCGGCCUCCAGUUAUUCCUAGAACAACGUUUUCGGCCGAGAAUGAAAUGGAAUUGAAGGUAGAAGAGUCACUUAUGAUGCCUGCGGUAUUUCACACAGUCGCCUCGAGGACACAGCUUGCAGUGGAAAUGUAUGAAGUAGCCAAGAAGCUUUGUUCCUUUUGUGAAGGCCUAGUUCAUGAUGAACAUCUUCAGCACCAGGGCUGGGCUGCCAUUAUGGCCAAUUUAGAAGAUUGUACACAUUCAUAUCAAAAGCUGCUUUUUAAGUUUGAUAAUGCCUAUUCAAAAUAUCUACAAUCAGUAGAUGAAAUGAAGAUGAAGUUAACAAAUUUAGGAACCGCUGUUUCUGUCAUGGCCAAGAUUCCACUGCUCGAGUGCCUAACACGUCAUAGCUAUAGGAUGUGUUUAGAUAGGUUGAUGUCUUCUACGGAGAGAGAUGUUGAUGAACUGGAGAAUGAGAAGACUACUCACAUGGUGCAAUAUGAUAAUGAAACUAAACUGACAAAUAUGGCUUUGCUAGCCUCUCUUUCUACAUCUGGGGAAUGUGCAUCACAAGAAGUACCUUCCAGUAGCACUGAACACGAAGUUAUGGAUUCUACUAGCCAGAAUAUGGAACCUUCAGAGGAACAUCUGGCUAAUGAGAGCCCAUUGUUUAAUGUUUCACUGCUGGACUGGAUAAAUGUGCAAGAUCGGCCGAAUGAUGUUGAGUCGCUGGUCAGGAAAUGUUUUGACUCUAUGAGCAGACUGGAUCCGCGAAUAAUUCAGCCAUUUUUGGCCGAAUGCCGUCAAAAUGUUGCCAAAUUGGAUAAUCAAAACAUGAAAGCCAUUAAGGGGCUUGAAGAUAGGCUGUAUGCACUGGAUCAGAUGAUUGCUAGCUGCAGUAGGUUGGUUAAUGAACAAAAAGAACUUGCUCAGGGAUUUUUAGCCAAUCAGAAGCGGGCUGAAAACUUAAAGGACCCUUCUGUGUUACCUGAUUUGUGUUUGAGCCAUGCAAAUCAGUUAAUGAUCAUGUUGACAAACCACAGAAAACUGUUGGAUAUUAAACAGAAAUGUACCACUGCCAAACAGGAGCUUGCCAAUAACUUACAAGUUCGAUUAAAGUGGUGCUGCUUCGUAAUGCUGCAUGCUGACCAAGAUGGGGAAAAGCUCCAGGCUUUAUUCAGGCUCUUAACAGAGCUCCUUGAGAGGGUCAAAAUAGUGGAGGCACUUAGUACAGUUCCUCAAAUGUAUUGCUUAGCAGUGGUUGAGGUUGUCAGGAGGAAGAUGUUCAUAAAACACUACAGAGAGUGGGCAAAUGCUUUAGUAAAGGAUGGAAAAUCUCUAUAUGAAAAUGAGAAGGCAAAAAGGGAAACCUUUGGUAAACUGUUUAGGAAAUCCUAUUUACGCAAUCGUCUCUUUAGAGGACUUGACUCCUGGCCUUCAUCUUUUUGUACUCGAAAGCCAAGGAGGUUCGAUAGUGAGUUACCUGAUAUCUCUGUAAUCGACCUGCAGUUUCUGCAGUCUCUUUGUCCUCCAGAAGUUCAACUUUUCCUCAGGGUUCCUUUACUUUGUGAUUUUGAGCCUCUACACCAGCAUGUACGCGCUCUACACAACUUGGUAAAAGCUGCACAAAGUUUGGAUGAAAUGUCACAGACUAUUACAGAUCUGUUAAAUGAACAAAAGAUUUCUCAUGGUCAGCUCUCACCGCAUUCUGUUACUACACCAAGGAUAGAAAGUGUAACUGAAGCUACAACUACUACCUCAUCCAAAUCUCCUCCAUCACUCAGUCUUCAGGGUCCCAUUUGUCCUUCUGUUGCCAUUCCAGGACCUUUAGAAGAACUCUCUCCAGAUAGCAUUGAUGCUCAUACAUUUGAUUUUGAAACAAUUGCCCAUCCAAAUAUUGAACAAUCUCUUAAACAGGGUUCUUUGGACUUGGACUCAUUAGUAGAUAGUCCAGAAUCUGAUUUUAUGUCGGCAGUCAACGAGUUUGUUAUAGAAGAAAAUCCUGUCUCGCCCAACAUAAGUGAUACACAGAGUCCAGAAAUGAUGGUGGAAUCUCUAUAUUCUUCCGUUAUAAAUGCGAUUGACAGCAGACGUAUGCAAGACACAAAAGGAAAACCAAAAGACGACAACGUUGAAAAUAUCUGUUUAAAGGCUUGUAUGGAGAAGUGUAAAUUUGUUGCACAAGAAUCACAAACCAAUUUGAGGAAUUUCAAAGAAGAACUUUGUCAUUUGAGAAUACUUGUACAAAGGGAGCAGAGUCAGUUUGCUAGUGCUAUUAAAUCGGUUUCUGCCGAUAUUCUAAAUAUAUUUGCACGUGCCAAUUGUUCUCUUGAAUCUAGAUUAAAAGAGAAGCAUUUAGAAGAAUUGCACGUUUUAGAGAAAUCGUAUGAGAAACGACUACAGUUAUCAAAGGAAGAUAUUGAAAUGAAGGAGGAAAUAAUUGCGAAGUUUAAAGUUGACAUUAUGCGGUUAAACAAUGAUUUACAGAUUAAGGGUGAUGAAUUUACCACAAUCACAAGGGAAAAGGAAACACUUCUUUCUUUGCAAAACGAAAGAGAUCAGAAAAUGAUCUGUCUUGAAAGCGCCAUGAGGGAACAAUCGGGAGAAAUUCAGAAGUUGAAACGGUCAAGGGAAUCAGCGCUAGAGGAUUUUAAGAAACUUCAUGCUGAAAAUGAAGAAAAACUCAGACUACUUAAGGAGGAAUUUCAGAUUUUAGAGCAAACACACUUAAAAGAAUUAGAAGACAAUUUAAAGCUCAGGCAUGCACAAGAACUGGAAAAUGUGACAACUGAACAUAAAUGUUCUGCAGACAAACUUAAAAUGGAUAAUAAACUCAAGAUUGACCAAUUGCAAGAAUCAUCUGCAGCAGUAACUCAAGAAAAGAAUUCUCAGCUGCAAGAAUUAGAUCUUCGAGUUUCCGAGCUCUCCGAUAUUAGAUGUAAAUUGGAAGUUGAAUUAGCUCUAAAAGAAGGAGAGAUAGACGAAAUUAAGUUAAUUCUGGAGGAAAGUAGAACGCAGCAGCUGGAUGAUUUACAAACUCAAGUUGACGAGAAAACGGAAACCCUAAAGAAAGAGGUUGUUAGUCUGAAUAAUUUGUUACAAGUUCAGAAAGAUGAACAUGAGCAUGCACUAGCUGAGCUCAAAACUCUUUUGUCAACUGAGAGAAAUCAAUGUAUUUCAGAGCUUUUAAAUAGACAUGAGGCUGAAACCAAUUCUUUGCGGAAGGACCUAAGCAAUUUAACCACUGCCCAUCAACAACUACUGGAAACAGAGAGUAGACUACAGGAAGAAAUAAGUGUCCUACAAAAUAAACUAGAUGACAGCUUGAAAGCGCUUGAAAGACAAACUGAGCAACAUGAGAACUCUCUAAAAGAAAAGAAAGAAAUGUAUGAAUUGUCUAUUCGGAAACUUGAAGAGGAGCGAGAACAAAUUUCCCAGAAGCCUGAAAAAGAACCACUCUUGCAGAAUUUUGAGGAAGGGGAAUGUGAAAAAAAAGACUCUGCACGCCUCGCCGUUACAGACCUUGCAAUGCACAGGCAGAUUGUUGAAAAAGAACUUUUAGAAAAAAUCCAGCUUCUUGAAGAACAAUUAAAUAAAAGUCCUGCUGGACCCGCACAUAGCUUGAUCUCUGAGCUCCAGGAAAAGCUUCAGCAAGAGAAACAGUUAUUUGUUGAGCAACUUGACCAGCAGGAGAGAAAGAAAGUUGAAGAAUUGCAGAACCUCAGGAUCUCCCUAAUAGCAGAACAGCAGACCAACUUUAACACCGUUUUAACAAGAGAGAAAGUAAAAAAAGAAAAUAUAAUUAGUGAACUGAAUGAAAAAUUAAAGUGUGUUACACAGCAGCAGGAGAGAGACAAAGAUUUAAUUGAAACUUUAUCUGGAGACCGAGCAUGUUUACUUGAAGAGAAGAAGAAACUUGAAGAGGAAGUUUGCAAGCUAAGGAGUGUUAUGUCUUCAACUCAUGUGGCUCUUCCUACCGAGCCUAGUGGAGCUUCUGUCCAUGACCUUCCUCUGGAAAUGAAUAGACCCGUUUAUGAUACCACUGUCAUAGAUGAAGACAGAAUGGAAACCACUUUAGAAACCAGCAUGACAGCUGUUCAUGAUGUUUUGUUGUCAGAAGAAAAACAAAAGAUAAUGCUGCUAGAAAGAACAUUGCAGCAGAAAGAAGAAGAAAAUAAACGACUGAACCAGAGAUUGAUGUCUCAAAGUAUGUCUUCGGUUUCUUCAAGGCAUUCAGAGAAAAUAGCAAUUCGAGACUUUAUAGUUGGUGAUUUGGUACUUAUCAUUUUGGAUGAACGCCAUGACAAUUAUGUGUUAUUUACAGUCAGCCCAACAUUGUAUUUCUUACAUUCAGAAUCUCUUUCUGCAUUAGAUCUUAAACCAGGUGAGUGUGCUUCUGGUUCUUCUAGAAGACCCUGGGUUCUUGGAAAAGUGAUGGAAAAAGAAUAUUGUCAAGCUAAAAAGGCUCAAAACCGGUUUAAGGUUCCGCUGGGUACAAAAUUUUAUCGCGUGAAAGCAGUGCCAUGGAACAAGAAAGUCUAAACUGCCCACUAACCCUACUGUCACACGUUAUGCCUCGGCUUGUUCUCACCAUACCAUUCAUAGCCCAAACAAGUGGCUGUAUGAUUACAUUUUUUAAAGGUUAUGUUCUAGAAUUAAAAAUCAGAUCCGAUGAUUCUGCAUAUCUGCCCCAGUUUUUUUGUUGUUUUGCUUUUUAUAAACUACUUAGAAAUGUGGACCAAGACAAGUUCAUUCUUUCAAAGUGUAUAUUAUAUGCAUCAUGUGCGUUUUUUUUUCUUUUGUUUAACCAUACUUUAUGCCUGUUAAAUAUAAAUUAGCUUGUACUUAGGUGUUUAAUGUUAGUUACCAGCAUUUGUCUCCUUGUGAAUCACAUUUAUCUAAAGUACUGGCACUCUUCAGCUCGUCCUUUAUAAUCUGUAUAGAUUCGUCAGCGAAAGGGAGUGUGUAUGGCAUGCAGAUAAUCACCGUUUUCUUUAGUAUGAGUUUGAAAAAAGUAUGAUAUCUAUUGGAAUUUGUAUAUUUACUUAAAUAUGGCUUGUUAAAUAUUAAUAGGAAAAAAUAAAUACAGAAAAAAUAUAUAUAAUUAUACUGGCUGGUCACUGCAGCUUCCCAAUGCACUUUUGACUGAUUUAUUUAGAACAUAAACCGUGCUGACGCAACCCCAGCCAUAUGGAAAUCUUUUAUGUUAAAUAAAUCAUAUUGAUAAAAUUGUAUUUUAUGGUUGAGUUUCAGGCAAACAAAUUUCAUUGUACAUUAACCAUAUUUAAGUAACAAAUUAUUGUAUUGCAAAUACAUGUAGAGUUUUAAAACAAUAAAGAUUUAAAACUGUAAAUGUUUGAAAAUUGGUCUUUUAAAAAAACAUGUACACUGUAUAUAUAAUAAACACGUUAUUAUAGUGCAUUAUUUUAUUCAUGCAUCUAAGUUAUGUGAAAUGUUAUGCUCUAGUAAUGUUUUCCAAUAAAACCAGGGGAAACUUGUGACUUUUCUUUU
Messenger RNA from Pseudophryne corroboree (corroboree frog), 6387 nucleotides. It is a transcript of the gene RB1CC1, whose product is annotated as RB1 inducible coiled-coil 1. The transcript has 23 exons. Gene Ontology annotation, cellular component: Atg1/ULK1 kinase complex; phagophore assembly site membrane. The record is from RefSeq and is a predicted model, not a curated record. Gene Ontology annotation, molecular function: molecular adaptor activity; protein kinase binding. The coding region runs from base 652 to 5418 and encodes 1588 amino acids. NCBI's taxonomy places the organism in Eukaryota, Metazoa, Chordata, Amphibia, Anura, Myobatrachidae. Gene Ontology annotation, biological process: piecemeal microautophagy of the nucleus; autophagy of mitochondrion; reticulophagy.